Molecule: messenger RNA, 2733 nt
Organism: Fusarium sp. VM40
Lineage: Eukaryota; Fungi; Ascomycota; Sordariomycetes; Hypocreales; Nectriaceae
Source: the annotation of a GenBank genome assembly
AUGGCUGCUCCUAGCAACUCUUCCUCUUCCGCGAAAGUCCACUGGCUCGGUGACAAACCUGACUUCACCCAGGGAACCACCUUUGGCGUCCCCUGGCCUCAAUCCAAGCAUUUUCCCAGGACCACAAAGUUUACUGCCUCCGGUGCAUCCGGCCAAGACAUUGACCUUCAAUCCUGGGUCACCGGAUACUGGGCUGAUGGCUCAGUGAAGUGGACUGGACAUGCUAUUGGGGCAUCGGAAAGUGUUCUCGAUGAGUAUGUUGUCAAGGCCACCACUUCCACCGGCGGCAUUAACUCAACUGUGUCGGCUGGAAAAAGUGGAAGUGGUAUCACUGUUACUCAAACUUCUGGCGAGAUCAAGGUCGACACCGGAAAGGUAACUGCCACCUUUUCCAAGAAGGGCUCUGUUCUUGUCAAAGAGAUUCAGACCAAUGGGAAACGCAUCGCUCAGAACGGUAGACUUGUGCUGCAAUCGAAAUCUGGCGUUUCCCACCCCGGCGAUGACGAUGCCGAGGCGUUCAAGACGCUUCGCUUCCAGAGCAGCAUUGACAACGUCACUGUCACCGACCAGAACUCGGCAAGGACUUUAGUCACUGUGAGGGGAAAACAUGCGGCAGCAGAUAACUCUCGUCACGGUUCUUGGCUGCCCUUCGUGGUUCGAUUCUACCUUUACUCCGGUUCUGAGUCGAUCAAGAUUAUCCACAGCUUGGUCUUUGAUGGAGAUGCUGAGAAGGACUUUGUUGCUGGUGUCGGUCUUCGCUUCGAUGUCCCCCUCAAGGGUGAAGAGCUUUACAACCGCCAUGUUCGAAUCGCCGGUGUUGACGGUGGCCUCCUCAGUGAAGCCGUGCAGGGCAUCACUGGUCUUCGAAGAGAUCCUGGUGCGAAUGUCCGAGCCGAUCAAUUCGACGGCAAGGAGCUUCCUGACAAGUCCACCUGGGAUGUACGUGUCUCCAGUCGACUGCGCUGGAUCCCACCGUGGAACGACUACAGUUUGACACAACUUUCAGCCGAUGGUUUCACUCUGAAGAAGAGGACCAAGGCUGGCCAGAGCUGGGUGACCAUCCCGGGAGGCACUCGUGCAGAGGGUCUUGCCUACCUCGGUGGUGCAACAGUUGGAGGUCUCGCUGUAGGCCUCCGUGACUUCUGGAAGCGGUUUCCAACUGGUUUCGACAUUUCAUCUGCCGCAUCCGACGUCGGAAGCAUCACGCUUUGGCUGUACAGCCCAUCUGCAGAACCACUCGACCUUCGACCUUACCAUGACGGCCUUGGUCAGAAGAACUACACUGACAACUUGGAUGCACUGGAGAUUACCUACGAAGAUUGGGAGACGGGCUUUGACACACCUUACGGAAUCGCCCGCACCAGCGAGUUGUACUUGAUUGCCUUCGACAAGACUCCUUCGCAGGAUACACUCGCCAGCCACGUCACUCAGAUCAACAACCCUCCUGUGCUUGUCGCCGAGGGUGAAUACAUCAGAAAGACCGAGGCAAUCGGCACCUACUGGGCUCCCGAGGAUAGUUCCACCGCUGCUUCCAAGAAGCUCGAGGAGAACAUCAACUUCCUCGCCAAGUUCUACCAGGACGAAGUUGAGCACCGUCGAUGGUACGGCUUCCUCGACUUUGGCGACUUCAUGCAUACAUACGAUCCUGAUCGUCACGAGUGGCGGUACGACAUCGGUGGUUACGCUUGGGAUAAUUCGGAGCUCUCCCCCGAUCUGUUUUUCUGGCAGUACUUCCUCCGUACCGGCCGAGAAGAUAUCUACCGUUUUGCCGAGGCUCUGACCCGACACACUGGUGAAGUCGAUGUUUACCAUCUUGGCAACUGGAAGGGUCUGGGAACUCGACAUGGUGUGCAGCACUUCAGCGACAGUGCUAAGCAAGCCCGUAUCUCGCAACCCCAAUACCGCAAGUACUUCUACUACCUUUCUGGUGGAGACGAGCGUAUUGGUGAGUUAUUCGAGGAGCUUCUCGACACUGACAAGACCUACGGCGUUCUUGACCCUCAGCGAAAGGUUCGCAAGGACGGAUGGGUGCCUACGCCAAAUGCAACUGUUGCGUUCAGCCUGGGUACAGAUUGGGGCGCUCUUGCAGGUGGAUGGCUUAUCGACUGGGAGCGUCGCGGGCCUCGAUGGGAGGAGUCCAAGGCCAAGCUCACCAGUACUGUCAAGAGCAUUGCCAAACUCAAAAACGGUUUUGUCACCGGCAACGGACUCUACAACCUACAGAACUGGACACUUGGCCCACCUCCUGCUGAUCCCGACAACAAAGGUCACGUUGAGGUUUCCCAUUUGUCUGCUGUCUUUGGACUCCCCGAAGUCGUAUCCGAGCUCAUCCUGUAUUACGGCAAUGAUCUUCCCGAAGGUUUCAAGCAAGCUUGGCUGGACUACUGCUACUACUUCGAGGCAACUGCGGCUGAGCAAAAGGCUCGGUAUGGCGUAGAGUUUGGAAAGCUCAACUUGUAUCAGGGCCACUCGCGACUCACGGCUUAUGCUGCGAGCCAGGGCAAGAACGAAACUAUCGCCAACCGGGUUUGGAAGAAUUUCUUUGAGACUGACGGGUUCAAGGCGCCGACUGCUACCUUUGCUACGACUGAGAUUCCUGACCAUGAGGGUUUAAUCCCUGGAAAGGAGGCGCCUUGGAUUUCUACAAACGAUGUGGCCCAGUAUGGACUGGCUGUCAUCCAGAAUCUUGCGCUGGCUAGGGAUGCUUUGGAGAAUUACAAGCCCAUUGUCUAG